Messenger RNA from Asparagus officinalis (garden asparagus), 1020 nucleotides. Its product is annotated as DNA polymerase epsilon catalytic subunit A-like. The record is from RefSeq and is a predicted model, not a curated record. The annotation marks the transcript as partial. Gene Ontology annotation, cellular component: epsilon DNA polymerase complex. Lineage: Eukaryota; Viridiplantae; Streptophyta; Magnoliopsida; Asparagales; Asparagaceae. Gene Ontology annotation, molecular function: single-stranded DNA 3'-5' DNA exonuclease activity; DNA binding; DNA-directed DNA polymerase activity. Gene Ontology annotation, biological process: DNA replication; mitotic cell cycle; nucleotide-excision repair, DNA gap filling. The transcript is spliced from 7 exons.
UGGACGCGUUACACGAAAUGAGCAACGAUUGCCUUUCCCGCCCUCCCCCGCCGUGGGCUAUAAAUAAGAGGAGACCAGAGUACGGAGAAAGCUACUGUCGUCUUCUCUUUUUGUGCCGCAGGCGAAUUUUAGGGCAUUUUGAGUUUUCGAGUUCGAGGCUGAGGAAAAAGUUUCGAAACCCUAAUGCAGCAGACGAUCCUCUGACAUCAAAUGGCAGACACAGAGAAAGAGAAUUCUAGUGCUGAAUCAAAGAAGAAAAGUGCAAUGCUUGAUGAAGAUUUUGGGAAGAAAUCAAGCAAAUGUGCUGAUAGCAAUGCAUCUGAUUGUUCUUUUAAGCAUGUGAAGAACCAGGACUCUAGGAGUAACUCUAAAACAAGAACUGAUGCAAUCAAAGAUCUGGAAAAUAAAAAACCGCUCAUGCCCUCACAUCAAAAUGGCUCCUCGACUGAAAGUAUUGACAGAGAUCCUGAUCAUCAAGGAUGGCUUCAACUCAAGAAGAGAAAACGGAGAGAAAUUCCCGAGGAAAGGAAGAGGCGUAGAUUAGGACACAGGGGAAAACCAUCUCAAGCUGUUGGUGCAACUAAAUUACCUCAAUCUGUGUCUAGCUGUAGGCGAGAUCAAGAUAAGAACGGAGUUAGUUUAUUCUUUAGAAAACAUGAGUUUCCUCUUAUCAUGUCACACUGGCAGAUAAUACAGCUUGUUUCAAGCACACAUCCUGGGCGCUUUUUCGCUUGGGUCAUUGCUGAUGGAAUAAUGAACAAAAUCUCUAUAACUGUUCCUAGAGUGUUUUAUCUCAAUUCUAAAACGCCUGUUACUGAAGAAUUUCCAGGAAGACGUGUUAAUAAGAUUCUUCCUCAUAGCAGACCAAUUUUCAAUCUAACCGAGAUUUGCAUAGAUGAAGAUCUAUUCAGGGCGGAAAGCAGAAAACUUGAUAUUCACCUAGCCGUUCCAGAAGUCGAGGGGAUAUAUGAAACUAAGGUUCCAUUAGAAUUUAAUGCAAUCCUCCAGAUUGGUUGUGUU